Amphiprion ocellaris (clown anemonefish) is the source of this 1766-nucleotide messenger RNA. It is a transcript of the gene rad9a, whose product is annotated as RAD9 checkpoint clamp component A. Lineage: Eukaryota; Metazoa; Chordata; Actinopteri; Pomacentridae. The transcript has 12 exons. Gene Ontology annotation, biological process: mitotic intra-S DNA damage checkpoint signaling; DNA repair; cellular response to ionizing radiation. Bases 257 to 1444 code for a protein of 395 amino acids. Gene Ontology annotation, cellular component: checkpoint clamp complex. The record is from RefSeq and is a predicted model, not a curated record.
UCCACAUUGCGGAAGCGGGUAAUGGCGGCGUAAACAACGGAAAGAUAUGUGAAAGACGCACUGCUUAGCGAAAACAAAACUUAAAAUACAACUUUAAAUAAAUAAACAAACGGAGUAUGUUUUCGGCCGGAGGACAUAUGCUCAAUGUGCUAACUAUUAAAUUACCAUUGGUUCAACUAUAGGCGCUGCAUAGCCGUUAGUUCUGGCUAACUUUUAGCACAGUUUGUUAAUUUAAACGGAAAAGUAGUUUUCAGAGAUGCGCUGUGUCGUGACGGGAGGAAACGUGAAAGUGUUGGCCAAAGCGGUCCAUUCUCUGUCCAGGAUCGGUGAUGAUCUGUAUGUGGAGCCUCAGGAAGAUGGGCUGGCCCUGCGGUCUGUCAACUCCUCUCGGUCGGCAUAUGCUUGUUUCCUGUUCGCACCACUCUUCUUCAGCAGGUACUCCAUUCCCAGUGAUCAUACCUUCCGCUGCAAGAUGGCAAUAAAGAGUGUGCAGGCUGUGUUCAGAUCUCUGGCAACUCUGGAGAAGACCGUGGAAAAGUGUCACAUUGAGCUGGAUGAACAGAAGGACCGUCUCACUUUCACCCUGCACUGCAAACACGGCCUCCUGAAGACACAUAACCUGUCUUUCCAAGACAGUGAAAGUUUACAAGCAGUGUUUGAUAAAGACAGCUGUGCCAAUGUAUUCAGAGCCCAGUCCAGGCUGCUGGUGGACACAGUCGUGCACUUCCCCUCGUCUCUGGAAGAAGUGACUGUAUCAGUGAGCGAUGAACGGAUGUGGGUCAGGAACCAUGUGGAGGAAGAAGCAGAGCAGUCCAAGGUCAUGCUGACAGAGCUGUGUCUGGCAUCAGAUGAGUUUGACCAUUUUGCCGUCAAAACUCACAACAGCAUCACCUUUUGUCUGAAGGAGUUACGGGGUUUGUUAGUAUUUGCAGAAUCCACUGGUCUUCCUGUUUCUAUGUACUUUGAUGAGCCGGGAAGCCCUGUGGUGCUUUCAGUAACAGACAACGUCCUGGAGGGAAAUUUUGUGCUGGCCACACUCUCUGAAGAUCCCAGCCUUCAUAAAAACAACAGUAAAGGAGCACACACACUGCCACCGCCCCCUCCUGAUGACUUCAUGAACGACGACAUAGACUCCUAUCUAAUCGCCAUGGAUACCAGUAUUGCACCAGGUCCCUCGACUGCAGGUCCUUCCACACCUCCAUUAGCUGAUCCCACGUGUUCAAAACAGUCUGCUGUAGCUGCCCACAGGACAAGGACACACAGAGAGGAGGACGAAGAGGCAGAGGAAGAUGAAACAGAUGAUUCAGACAGACCGCCUAACAAGAAGUUCCGUUCCCUCUUCUUCGGAUUGGUUCUUCCUCCAUCUUCUCAGAUCAGCACUCAGCCAGUGAUGAGCCAGGAGGUGUUGGCCAGUGACAGUGAGGAUGAAACUCAAGCAGAGUAACAGUGGACUGAUGGGUGAGAGGAGAGAAAUAGACUGACCUAACAGCACUGUUACACCAUGACACCUGGAUUACUUGAAACUGAAGACAUGGACAUCUUAGACUUAUUUUCAUCCUUAUUUGCCACAUGGAACAUGCAUGGUUAAUACAGAGACAUCAUCAGUACAGACAUGGUGCAUUCCAAAUUAUCACUGGAUUUCUAAUAUUCAUGGUGGACUUGAAAGUCAGGAAUAAUGUGAAACACUUCUAGGUUAUGUUUGUCCGAUUUGUAAUCAAGCUGCAGCGUUUAAAGUCCCAACAAAUAAAACAAACAGAUUUUUCAAA